UAACGAAAUUCGCCCGAGAACAAAUUGGUCCUCUCGUUAAAAAAAUGGAUGAUAAGAAAGAAUUUGAUAAUGGACUCAUGAAAAAUCUUUUUCUAAAUGGGUUAAUGGGAAUCGAAGUUGAAGAAAAAUAUGGUGGUUCUGGGCUUAAUUUCUUUUCUACCAUUCUUGCUAUUGAGGAGAUUGCAAAAUUCGACGCUAGUGUUGCUCUUCUUGUUGAUAUCCAUAACACUUUAGUUAUUAACUUAAUAAAUAAGCUAGGCACUCCUUCUCAGAAGGACUAUUGGCUGCCUAAGUUAGCAACCCAAAUAACAGGAAGCUUUUGUCUUUCAGAAAGUGAAGCAGGUUCUGAUGCAUUUGCCUUAAAAACCACAGCUGAAUUGGAUGGCGGUGAUUUUAUUUUGAAGGGCUCUAAAUGUUGGAUCAGUAAUGCCUCCGAAGCUGGUUUGUUCCUGGUAAUGGCAAAUGCUCAUCCCGAAAAGAAACAUAGGGGUAUUACCACUUUUCUGGUGCCUCGUGAUGCGUCUGGCUUGACCAUAGGCAAGAAAGAGCGGAAAAUGGGCCUUCAUGCUUCUUCCACUUGUGAAAUUCACCUAGAUUCCGUACGCGUAAACAAGGAACAGGCUGUCCUUGGACACGUAGGACAGGGAUACAAAUACGCUAUUAGUAUGCUGAACGAAGGUCGUGUUGGAAUAGCUGCUCAGAUGCUUGGUCUAGCACAAGGCUGUUUUGACUAUGCCUCGAAUUACACCCGGGAGCGGUUCCAAUUUGGACGUCGAAUUUGGGAUUUCCAGGUUAGCUUUUUGAAGUAA
Messenger RNA from Protopolystoma xenopodis, 809 nucleotides. The record is from the annotation of a GenBank genome assembly. Lineage: Eukaryota; Metazoa; Platyhelminthes; Monogenea; Polystomatidea; Polystomatidae.